This is a messenger RNA of Heteronotia binoei (common prickly gecko), 3687 nucleotides long. RefSeq names its product guanylate cyclase 2D, retinal (gene GUCY2D). Lineage: Eukaryota; Metazoa; Chordata; Lepidosauria; Squamata; Gekkonidae. Gene Ontology annotation, biological process: cGMP biosynthetic process; protein phosphorylation; receptor guanylyl cyclase signaling pathway. The record is from RefSeq and is a predicted model, not a curated record. The transcript is spliced from 20 exons. Bases 156 to 3515 code for a protein of 1119 amino acids. Gene Ontology annotation, molecular function: peptide receptor activity; guanylate cyclase activity; ATP binding.
AACCUCAACCGAGCUGAUGGAAGCCAAUGGACCUACCUUGACUAAAGACCUCUGGGCCUGUCCACUGAGGAACUAAAGGCCCUGGAAGCUGUGCCUUCUCCCCUUUCACCUUUCCCUGUCUUUUCCUUCGCUGUGUCGUCCCCUGGCUCCACAACAUGAUCCCAGCCUGGUGCGGCUCCCUGAGUUUCCUUCUCCAGCUUUCUAACCAUCCGAGGUGGAAUUGCUACGGAAGUUCUCGCUGGCGAGUUCUCCUUGUUUGGCUCUUGGUACUUUGUUUGCCUGGCGGCGCUCACCUGGUUACUUUCAAGGUGGGCGUGGUUGGGCCGUGGAAGUGUGACACCGUCUAUGCCCAGUCCUUCCCAGAGGUGGCAGCUAAGCUGGCUGUUACCCGCAUCAACAAAGACCCGAGUAUGAAUCAGUUUUACUGGUUCGAUUACAUUCUCCUCAACGAAGACUGCCAGACGGCUCAGGCCUUGGUGGGCUUUGUGAAUGCGGAACGCUCCGCCUCCGGCUUCAUAGGCCCGGUCAACCCCGGGAUCUGUGAGGCAGCGGGCUGGUUGGGACGAGCUUGGAACAAACCCGUCUUCUCCUGGUCUUGCUUGAGUGACAAUGCCGCAGUAGAUCGUUACGGCACCUUUAUCCGGGCGGUACCACAGAGCUCAGCUGUGAUCUACACGGUGCUGAAGUACUUCCAGUGGGCUCACGUUGCCAUCGUAAGCUCUGAACAGGACUUCUGGGUGGAGAUAGCCUACGCCCUGGCUCACGCACUGCGCGGCUUUGGCCUCCCCGUUGGUGUGUUGACCACGAUGGAGGACGAACCCGACGGAGCACUGGACACUCUCUGCAAGAUACGAAGGGCUCACGAUAUACGAGUGAUCAUCAUGUGCAUGCAUUCUGCUCUGCUGGGCGGCCGUCAGGAAAAAGUCUUGCUGGAGAAGGCCGAAGAGCUGAGUAUGAUCGAUGGGACCUACGUUUUCCUCCCCUAUGAUGCCCUGACUUACAGCAUGCCCUACGAGGAGCCCUACCCCAUACUGGACGAGAACAGCAAACUGCGACUGGCGUACGACGCCGUGCUCACCGUCACCAUCGACUCCCCAGAAGUCCCCUUCAGAAAGGCCAUUCGGGAAGCCCAAGAGAAGGGGGAAAUCCCCACCCACAUCAACACCGAGGAGGUGCACCCCCUGUUCGGUACCAUCUUCAACUCUAUCUACUUCCUGGCCAAGGCAGUGGACAGUGCUCAACGGUCUGGGAAGUGGGUGAUGGGCGCCACCAUCGCCGAAAAGGCCAAGGACUUCCAUCUCGAAGGCUUCAGCCAGACGCUUGCGGCCAACGAACAUGGAGACGCCGUGCUCCCCUACGUCAUCCUGGACACUGACGGCAGGGGCAACCGCCUUUGGCCCACCUACAGCGUGGAUCUGGCCGCUCGUACCCUGCGCCAUUUUGGGCAUACUGUCCAUUGGCCUCACAGUUCAAUGCCGAACACUGACUCUAGCUGCUGGUUUGAUUCCCUUGCCAUCUGCACUGGGGGGGUGGAUGCCAGUUACAUUGUCCUCCUAUUCGUUUUGGUCAUAUUCUUGGUCAUGUUUGGGAUUUUCCUCAGUUUCUAUAUCAGGCGCUACAUCCAACAUGCCCAGCUCAUGAAAGGACCCAAUAAGAUGAUUCUCACCAUGGACGACUUGACCUUCAUUAACAUGCAGAGCAGCAAGAAGAAAGUGGAUGACAGCCAUUCUAGUCUUGCUGGAAGGAGCAAUUCGGACAUGAAAAGUCUCAAGAGCGUGACAGCAAAUGCGGAUAACAGCAACGUUGCCGUGGCUGAGGCCGAGGAGAAGCAAAAAGUUGGCAGCCACGUUCCUUUGCUCCUCCUUUUGUUUAACAGCCAAGGCAUUGUAGCUGCCGUCCAGGGUGACUGGGUGUGGCUCAAGAAAUUCCCAGGAGAUAAGCACACCGAAAUCAGACCUGCCACCAAAACAGUGUUUUGCAAGCUCCGGGACUUGCGGCAUGAAAAUGUCAACCUUUUCUUGGGCUUCUUCCACGACUGCGGGAUCUUUGCCAUUGUCUCGGAGCACUGCUCACGCGGAAGCCUUGAGGAUCUCAUCUACAACGAGGACAUGAAGUUGGAUUGGAUGUUCAAGUCGUCUUUGCUGCUGGACCUUAUCAAGGGGAUGAAAUACCUGCACCACAGAGAAGUAGUACACGGGCGGCUGAAGUCUCGGAACUGUGUGGUGGACGGCCGCUUUGUCCUGAAGGUCACAGACCACGGCUACAACCAGCUGCUGGAGUCACAGCGGAUCCCUCGGGACAGGCCAAAAGCUGAGGAUCGGUUCUGGACAGCCCCAGAAAUGCUGCGGGAUUCAUCGCUAGAACGGAGAGGCACAUUACGGGGAGACGUCUACAGCAUCUCAAUAAUUAUGCAGGAAGUCAUCUGCCGCGCAGCUCCCUACUGCAUGCUGGAUAUGACUCCUGAAGAGAUCAUCCAGAAGGUGGAGAGGCCACCGCCGCUUUGCCGGCCCUCCGUUUCGGUGGACCAGGCUCCCAUGGAGUGCAUACAGCUGAUGAAGCAGUGCUGGAGUGAGCAGCCGGAAAGGCGGCCGAACAUUGAUCAGAUUUUUGACCAGUUUAAGAGCAUCAACAAGGGUCGGAAGACAAACAUCAUCGACUCCAUGCUACGCAUGUUAGAACAGUACUCCAGCAACUUGGAGGAUUUAAUCCGGGAGAGGACAGAAGAGUUGGAGAUUGAGAAGCAGAAAACGGACAGGCUACUGACGCAAAUGCUUCCCCCGUCAGUCGCGGAGGCCCUGAAGACGGGAGCACCGGUGGAGCCUGAGUAUUUUGAAGAAGUGACCCUGUACUUCAGCGACAUUGUGGGCUUCACCACCAUUUCCGCCAUGAGCGAACCCAUUGAGGUGGUUGACCUCCUGAACGACCUUUACACCCUCUUUGAUGCCAUCAUCGGCUCCCACGACGUUUAUAAGGUGGAGACCAUUGGCGACGCCUACAUGGUGGCAUCGGGACUUCCCAAACGCAACGAGAACCGGCACGCGGCUGAGAUCGCCAACAUGUCACUGGACAUCCUCAGCGCUGUCGGGACCUUCAGAAUGCGCCACAUGCCAGAGCUGCCCGUACGGAUUCGCAUCGGCCUGCACUCGGGGCCUUGCGUGGCUGGCGUGGUGGGGCUGACGAUGCCACGAUAUUGUCUGUUUGGGGAUACCGUCAACACAGCCUCUCGAAUGGAGUCCACAGGCCUGCCUUAUCGAAUCCACGUCAACAUACGUACAGUACAGCUCCUGCAAUCGCUCAGAGAAGGCUUCAAACUGGAGAUCCGGGGCAAAACAGAACUCAAGGGGAAAGGCGUGGAAGACACCUAUUGGCUGACAGGCCGAGAGGGAUUUCAUAAGCCCAUACCGAUGCCUCCUGACUUGCUAGGAGGGGUAAGCAGCCACGGUAUCAACAUGGCGGAGAUUCCAGACGACCGGAAGAAGAAGUUGCAGAAAGCACGUCCGGGGCAAGCCAUCUAGCCUGAGAGGGGCUGCGCAACAUGAGGCCAGGGUGAAAUGGAGUGAAACCAACAGCUGAUUCCCGGUGGCCUGCUGGAGCUUUCUGACCAACCCUGACGAAGCCCUUCAUGCACGGAGGAGGCAAGCGGACAGGAGGGACUCUGUGGAAGGAGGACGGAUCAGGGCCGGUGUU